AUGUCUCAGUUCACCACAUCGAGCGCUUCCUCUGGCUCGCAUCAUGUCAUGACAACCACCGCCAACAACAGCAACAACAACAACAACAGUCGUUACAUGAAUGCCGACAUUACUUCUAGCACCUUGUCUAUGAACUCGGGCUUACACCGUGAUGAUGACAGCACCGUCUCUGAGCUACCCGAAUCACCAACCCUUCCUCCCGAAAUGCAGCGUGGAGACGACGUUGCCGCUAUUCCGAGAACGAGUACCGAUUAUCCCAGGAGUCCAACUCAAGAGUCAAACCUUUUACGCUCCUAUGCUUCCAUGCCAGCAGAGCAGCUUUCUCCAUCAGCGUCAUAUCCCCACAUGCAAACGACAAGUCCACCACCCAUUAGCCAACCAUUAGAGCGUACACGAUCAGCACAAACAGUACCAUCAAGACCAAAGCAACAACAUGUACGCCAUGUAUCGUCACAUAACAACUUGCAACCUCGACGUUCGAAACGUGCAAUGCCUGAUCACAUGGCAGCCGCUUUGGAAUUAUCCGCUAGUCCAAGUGUACCCCCAGCACCUGCUGCAGGAAUGUAUUGGUCUCGUUCAGUGACCUAUGGACGUGGUCCAUCAAGACCAUUGCGAGCGCAUACGAUCAAUCUCAUUGGCGAACAAUUGUUUGUGUUUGGUGGUUGCGACAUCAAGACAUGCUUCAAUGCACUCUACGUCUUGGAUAUGGAUACAAUGACAUGGUCAAAACCUCGAACAUUGGGACAACCUCCUCCACCUUGUCGUGCACAUUCCAGCACACUCGUUGAACGAGACUUGGGAUCCGGCAAACGAGCACAUUAUCUUUACAUCUUCGGUGGUGGUGAUGGACCAAAUUACUUUAAUGACCUCUACGUACUCAAUGCAGAUACUCUUGUAUGGAGUAAACCUGCUACAGAAGGCAUCCCACCAUCGCCACGUCGAGCACACACAACAUGUCUAUGGAACGACAAAAUCGUAGUUAUGGGAGGUGGUGAUGGUGCAAGAGCUUUGUCAGAUGUCCAUAUCCUUGAUAUCUCUGAUCCUUCACGUCCUCGAUGGUCACAACUUUCUACAUCUGGUGUUCCUCCUAUUGCCCGUGGUUACCAUACAAGCAACCUCGUCAAGGACAAAUUGAUUGUAUUUGGUGGUAGUGAUGGUCAUGAAUGCUUCAGUGAUGUGCACGUAUUAGACCUUGUUACCAAUCGAUGGACGCAAGUGGAGUUGGAUCGCAUUGUCCCACGUCUUGCACAUUCAGCUACCCAAGUUGGAUCUUAUGUGUUUGUGAUUGGAGGUCAUGAUGGGUCUCGGUACUCAAACGAGGUAUUGCUAUUGAAUUUAGUGACCAUGAGUUGGGAAUCACGAAGGAUCUAUGGUGGAGCUCCUAGUCCAAGAGGUUAUCAUGCAGCUGUGCUGCACGAUUCACGAUUGUAUGUCCUUGGAGGAUAUGAUGGCAAAACAGUAUUCGACGACGUGUACAUGCUGGAAUUAAGCGCCUGUGCAUACCUGCCUCAGAUCACCAACUUUGAAAUUGAUCUAUAA
Messenger RNA from Lichtheimia ornata, 1539 nucleotides. RefSeq lists its product as uncharacterized. Gene Ontology annotation, molecular function: protein binding. The transcript has 7 exons. NCBI's taxonomy places the organism in Eukaryota, Fungi, Mucoromycota, Mucoromycetes, Mucorales, Lichtheimiaceae. The record is from RefSeq and is a predicted model, not a curated record. The coding region runs from base 1 to 1539 and encodes 512 amino acids.